AUGGGCUCCAUGGUCAUUGCUUCCAGUUUAGCCAUUGCCCAACGAGACGGAUGGACCGGCGAACAACUCAUCCGGGCCAUCGUGGGCGGGUACGAGAUGGGAGCGGUCUUGGGAUAUUCGAUUCGAGGAGGAGGGCAAUUCAAUACUCAUUUCCGCAGCACCGCUCUGAUCGGCUCGUUUGCGGCUGCGGGGGCCCUCUGCGCAGGUAACAUCCCCGAAGAUGAGGACACCGUCAUGCGAAUCUUGUGCUUUGCAAUUAACAUGGCUUGCGGGAUCAAUGCAUGGGCACACACGGGAGGCAGGGAAAUUUAUAUCCACAACGGGUCUGCCAGUGCCGCCGCCAUCACCAGCUACGACCUCGGUCGCACUGGGAUCUUCGUCAGCGAUGCCGUCCUCGAAGGCAAGGACGGCUACUUCGAAGCCCUGGGAGUCGACUCAAAUGGGCCCGGCCGCUUCAAAUCCUGGAUCGAAACCUCCUCGCUAGGUAGAGGGAUAGCUGAGACUCAUUUCAAGCCCGCAUCCUGCUGCAACUUCACGCAGGCAUCCACCGCCAUUGCGUUGAAGAUGCACAAAGAUUUCCGUGCCAAGAUCGCUAAUGUCGAAGACAUUGUCGAGAUUCACAUCACUACGACCCCAGGCGCCCUGGCCUACCCGGGCUGCGACAACGCCGGCCCCCUGGUCAGCGCAUCCAGCGGAAAACUAAGCAUCCAAUUCGGAAUCGGCGCGGCCCUCGCCUUCGGCCGCUUCGACGACGACACGUCCAGCCGCAUCGACGACCCACUGGUCAAUGGCCUCAUGCGCAAGAUGUCUGUGACCACAGACGUGGAGUUCGAAAAGAGCUACGCUAGGGGCCUGCAACCGGCCAAGAUCGAGAUCUUCUUCAAGGAUGGCACUGAGAUCGUUGAAGAGGUGUCAGAUGUCCCCUGGCUGGACGGGCCGGCGGUCACGGAGAGGUUCAUGCUAGAGAUUUCUCGUUGGUUGUCGGCGGAGAUGGCGCAGAAAUUGGUCCAGCGGUGUCGGCAGUUGGAGACGGCCACCGACGCUGGACGUGUGUUGCUUGUCUUUUGA
This is a messenger RNA of Exophiala spinifera, 1068 nucleotides long. RefSeq lists its product as uncharacterized. The coding region runs from base 1 to 1068 and encodes 355 amino acids. Gene Ontology annotation, molecular function: lyase activity. Lineage: Eukaryota; Fungi; Ascomycota; Eurotiomycetes; Chaetothyriales; Herpotrichiellaceae. The transcript has a single exon. The record is from RefSeq and is a predicted model, not a curated record.